Molecule: messenger RNA, 429 nt
Organism: Rhinocladiella mackenziei CBS 650.93
Lineage: Eukaryota; Fungi; Ascomycota; Eurotiomycetes; Chaetothyriales; Herpotrichiellaceae
Exons: 1
Coding region: 1-429 (142 amino acids)
Cellular component (GO): membrane
Molecular function (GO): transmembrane transporter activity
Source: RefSeq, a predicted model, not a curated record
AUGUUGCUCAUCUUAGCCUUCUGUUCCGACUUUACUCGACUCCGCUUCCCGUUCGUUGCGCUGGGGUUUGCCUUUACUUGCAUUGGAUUCGUCAUUUUCUCGGCUGUCGAUGUUACUACGCAAGUGAAUGUCGCUUACUUUGCCUGCUUUAUGAUGGCCUGUGGAACCAGCGCUCCGAGCGUCAUCCUUGAUAUCUGGUACAACAACAACAUUGCCGAUAAGAAUAGGCGUAUGAUGCUCACGACUAUCGGAGUACCAGUCGCCAACUUUAUGGGCGUAGUGUCCAGUAACAUCUUCCAAGCCAAAGAUGCGCCGAAAUAUCUCCCAGCCUUGAUCACCAAAGCGCAAGCACGCGAGAAAAAUACUGGGUUGAUGUGGGAUUUAUGGGGAACCAGAUUCCCGGCAAUAAGGAAGACCUCAAGUCUAUAG